Molecule: messenger RNA, 1686 nt
Organism: Sciurus carolinensis (gray squirrel)
Lineage: Eukaryota; Metazoa; Chordata; Mammalia; Rodentia; Sciuridae
Product: zinc finger protein 420-like
Exons: 2
Coding region: 1-1686 (561 amino acids)
Source: RefSeq, a predicted model, not a curated record
AUGUGGAGAACGUUAAGUGAGAGUGAAACUCAGAAAUUAAAUGAUCAAAAAGCAUGCAUCAUUCAACAGCAGAUAAUUCACACUGGAGUGAAGUUCUGCAAAUGUAAAGAAUGUGGCAAAACUUUUAAUGCAAAAUCACACCUUAUUUUCCAUCAGAGAAUUCAUACUGGAGAGAAGCCCUACCAAUGUAAAGAAUGUGGCAAAACUUUCUGUCAAAAAUCACACCUUACUCAACACCAGAGAACUCAUAAAGGAGAGAAGCCCUUCAAAUGUACAACAUGCAACAAAGCUUUUAAUCACAAAUCGAACCUUAUUUGCCAUCAGAGAAUUCAUACUGGAGAGAAGCCCUACCAAUGUAAGGAAUGUGGCAAAGUUUUCUCUCAAAGAACAUACCUUACUCAACACCAGAGAAUGCAUACUGGAGAGAAGGCAUACCAAUGUAAAGAAUGUGGCAAAGCUUUCUCUCAAAGAUCAUACCUUACCCAGCACCAGAGAAUUCAUACUGGAGAGAAGAACUACCAAUGUAAAGAAUGUGGCAAAACUUUCUGUCAAAGAUCACACCUUACUCAACACCAGAGAACUCAUACAAGAGAGAAGCCCUUCAAAUGUACAACAUGCAACAAAGGUUUUAAUGUCAAAUCAAGCCUUAUUUGCCAUCAGAGAAUUCAUACUGGAGAGAAGCCCUACCAAUGUAAAGAAUGUGGCAAAACUUUCCGUCAAAAAUCACACCUUACUCAACACCAGAGAACUCAUACAGGAGAGAAGCCCUUCAAAUGUACAACAUGCAACAAAGCUUUUAAUGUCAAAUCUAACCUUAUUUGCCAUCAGAGAAUUCAUACUGCAGAGAAGCCCUACCCAUGUAAAGAAUGUGGCAAAGCUUUCUGUGAAGGAGCUCACCUUACUCAACACCAGAGAACUCAUACAAGAGAGAAGCCCUUCAAAUGUACAACAUGCAACAAAGCUUUUAAGGACAAAUCAUACCUCAUUUGCCACCAGAAAAUUCAUACUAGAGAGAAGCCCUUCAAAUGUACAACAUGCAACAAAGGUUUUAAUGUCAAAUCGAACCUUAUUUGCCAUCAGAGAAUUCAUACUGGAGAGAAGCCCUACCAAUGUAAAGAAUGUGGCAAAACUUUCCGUCAAAUAUCACACCUUACUCAACACCAGAGAACUCAUACAGGAGAGAAGCCCUUCAAAUGUACAACAUGCAACAAAGCUUUUAAUGUCAAAUCAAACCUUAUUUGCCAUCAGAGAAUUCAUACUGCAGAGAAGCCCUACCCAUGUAAAGAAUGUGGCAAAGCUUUCUGUGAAGGAGCUCACCUUACUCAACACCAGAGAACUCAUACAGGAGAAAUCCAUACUGGAGAGAAGCCCUACCAAUGUAAGGAAUGUGGCAAAGCUUUCUCUCAAAGAACAUGCCUUACUCAACACCAGAGAAUUCAUACUGGAGAGAAGGCAUACCAAUGUAAAGAAUGUGGCAAAGCUUUCUCUCAAAGAUCAUACCUUACUCAGCACCAGAGAGUUCAUACUGGAGAGAAAAACUACCAAUGUAAAGAAUGUGGCAAAACUUUCUGUCAAAGAUCACACCUUACUCAACACCAGAGAACUCACACAGGAGAGAUGCCCUUGAAAUGUACAACAUGCAUCAAAACUUUUAAGGACAAAUUAUACCUCAUUUGCCAGCAGUGA